Tripterygium wilfordii is the source of this 1977-nucleotide messenger RNA. RefSeq lists its product as uncharacterized. NCBI's taxonomy places the organism in Eukaryota, Viridiplantae, Streptophyta, Magnoliopsida, Celastrales, Celastraceae. Bases 220 to 1710 code for a protein of 496 amino acids. The transcript has 9 exons. The record is from RefSeq and is a predicted model, not a curated record.
AAAUAAAUAAAUAAAAAAAGAGACCAAAUCCAUCUCUCCUCCCUCUAUACCCUCCGUUUCGUGUCGCUUUUUGGCGGUUUUGAUCCUUUUGGUUUCGAACAUUCGCCCGAAUUUCUCUGACAUCGCACUCUCUCUCUCUCUGUUUCUCUCCCCUUCAGAUUUUUCGAGCUUGAGGUUUUGUAGAUCGAAGAGUUCAACGGAGCUGCGGGUUCUUCACUGAUGACUAAGACAAAGGUGGAUGAAUCUGUGGUUCCUGCAAUAAAAAAUGAAGCCGUUGAAGUUGAGAAUGUACAUGCAGAACCUAAACGUGAUCCUGAUUCAUUGCACGGUAUUUUAAGCUCGGCAAAAUGCUUGCAAAUGGGGGAAUAUCCGUUUGGAUAUGAUUUUGACCCAAAAUCGUAUCAUGGUGCCCUGGAUUCUGGUGAAACUAGAGCAGGAGAACAUGAUUUAAAGCUUGAAGUUCUUGAUGGAUUGCUGGAUGAAGUUGAUGAAGUUGAUGAUAUUCAUGCAGCAUAUGAUCUCUCUACUGCAUGUGCAGAUUUUCUCUGGGAUAUUGAAUUUGUGGACAAAGUUUCUGAUUUCAGUCGUCCUCCCCAUGAAGGUUUACGAUUUCGGAAUCCACAUUCAGAAAGUAAUUCUCCGGGCUGUAGUGGAAGUAGUAAUGGCACAAAUGGAGCAUCAGAUACAUCAACCGCAACUAUUCUAGAAUCUGGGUGCAAGAGUGAUUUGCUUGAUAAUGUGGCCAUUUGUGAGUUACAUGUUGUCUCUGGAAGUGAAUGUGGGUGCCAUCGACCAUUUGAGGAGCAAAUCUGCCUUACUUCACCUGAUAUGGGAAAUCUUGAUGACUUAGAUAAUGACAAACCCUGUAUUAUGGUAAAUGGGAUGUCAUCUGAUGAGGUAGGAAAAAGCUCUGUUAUGGUGACAAAAGUUGGUGCAUCUAUUAGACAGAAAAGAUUGCGUAAACCAACUCGGAGGUUCGUUGACGAAUUCUCAAAACCGAAAUUGACAGACAUAAUGGAAAUACAGAACAUUCCUACUGGUACUUCGAAGGACAAAUACCUCAAGGUUGAAUCCUGCAAAGGACAUCAGGUUCAAGAGGCAGUGGCAUAUGAUCAAGGGGAGGGACCAUUAAGUGGAACCAGUACUCUUGCAUUGCAUGAAACUCGGCCACGCAGAGGACGUCCAAAGAAACUUACACCUGUAUUGGAGCACCAAUCUGAGGAUGAAGUUUCUGACUUUGAUGAAGAACCUGUGAAUUUGGGUAGAAGAUCUAAAACUGUUGCUGACCGGAGGAAGCACCAGAGGAUGUGGACCCUUUCUGAGGUAAUGAAGUUGGUGGAUGGCAUUUCUCAGUAUGGAGUUGGAAGGUGGACUGAUAUAAAGAGGCUCCUUUUUGCAUCGUCAGCUUAUCGCACGCCCGUGGAUCUGAGGGACAAAUGGAGAAAUCUUCUGAAGGCCUGCAGUGCAGAGAAACAAAAGCAGAAAAAUGGCCAAAAAGAGAUUGGGGACAAGCUGAAGCAUGCAGUUCGUCCCUUACCAAAGUCUGUGUUUCGACGGAUCCGUGACCUGGCAAAUGUUCAUCCAUAUCCAAGGGACCGCAAUAUGAAGCUUUCACGCAGUAGCCAUGUUUCCCCACCAGCGGUUCCUGCAGCUGAAGUUGAUUUGGCUAGUCCUGGUGCAAGAAAUGUCCGUCGGAAGAAGUCUAGUUGAACAAUAUUUUGCGGGUCAGCAGUUAACCAUAAUCAGGAACCUUACUUAAUUUAGCUGUAAAAGCCCGUCCUUUCUGUCGUAGCCCAGUACCCCUAGCUAUCAUAUGCAAGUACGCAUGAUCUUAAACCUGUAGAAAUCUUCUCAUAACAAUGAAUGUGAUAAAUGUAGAUCCAAAAUUCAGUUGUCAAUUGUCCGAAUUAUGGCAAACUGGUGUAUUCUAAAGCAAUGCUCUCGUUCUUAAGUUUUUUCUAUUCCGGUCUUCCCGAA